AUGGGGGGCUUCCUCUACGGUUACGACACCGGGCUAAUAAAUGACAUUUUGGAAAUGGAAUACGUCAAGCAGACGUUCCCCGCCAACCGGGUGAUGUUCACCGCCCACGAACGGGCAGUGAUCACCGCCAUGUUGUCUCUCGGCACCUUUUUCGGCGCCAUCGGGGCGCCGCUAUGGCUGGAUAAAUACGGGCGCAAAAACGCAAUCAUCAUGCUGGCGGCGUGUGUGUUCAGUAUCGGCAACGUCGUCCAGACGGCCUCAUAUAAUAUAGCGAUGAUGUGUGUGGGACGGUUUGUCCUGGGGCUCCUGGUGGGCGUACUCUCCGCAGUCGUCCCGUUGUACCAGGCCGAGGCGUCACCCAAGUGGGUAAGAGGGCUGAUUGUGUUCACGUAUCAGUGGGCAAUCACCUGGGGCCUUCUCAUAUCGCUGGCGAUCUGCCAGGGCACCCGCCACUUCAUGUCGGCCGCCAGCUACCGGUUGCCGAUCGGGCUCCAGUUUGUGUGGGCGUUAUGCCUCUCUUGCGGCAUGUUGUUUCUCCCCGAGCUGCCCCGGUACUACGUGCAGAAAAACCAGUUGGAAAAAGCCCUUAAUAGCUUAUCACACCUACGAAAAUUGCCGGAAGACGAUCCCGACUUAAUCGAAGAGCUUGUCGAAAUUAAAGCGAAUUACGACUAUGAAAUGUCGUUCGGCAAAACCAGCUACCUCGACUGCUUCCGCAGCGGGGGCGGGCGCCACAAGCAAGUGCUCCGGAUGUGGACGGGGAUCGGCGUGCAAGCGUUUCAACAGUGCACUGGCAUCAACUUUGUGUUUUACUUUGGGCUUAAUUUUUUCAACAAUAUCAGUGUGCCCAACGCCUACAUCAUGAGUUUUACCACCUACUGUACCAACACAGUGUUCAGUGUCCCUGGUAUUCUUCUUAUUGAUGUCAUCGGUCGGCGUAAACUUUUAAUGGUGGGUGGGGUGGGGAUGGCGGUGAGUAAUCUCAUCAUCGGCAUUCUCGGCGUCACCAUCCAUUCAAGCAAAGUGAAGCUGGCGGUGUGCGUGCUGUUCUCGUGUCUAUUCAUUGCGUUCUUCGCCUCCACCUGGGGUGGUGUGGCGUGGGCGCUCCCCUCGGACAUUUUUGGUAUCCUGAUCCGGCAGAAGGCGAUCUCGCUUACCACCGCCACCAACUGGUUGAUGAACUUCAUAUUCUGCAUUAUUACACCGUACCUCAUCGACACCGGCAAGCACACGGCGAAGAUGGGUACCAACAUCUUUUUCUUGUGGGGCGGGCUUAAUAUUGCCGGUACGAUAUUUCUGUACCUUGUUGUGUACGAGACCCGGGGCUUGAAGCUUGAAGAGGUCGACUACAUGUACAUGCACUGCCGCAACGCCCGCGAGCUGACCAAGUUCCAGCUGACCAAGAUCGAUUACGACAAUUACGACAGCACGGCGAUGAUCUAUACCUACCUGGACGCCGCGCUGACCACUAGCGGUUCCCUGGAGCCGCUGCCGCUUCCCAAAGAUACCCUCGCCAUGAUCCCUUUCUCCAACCUGAGCAUCGACGGCGAUCUGACGAGCGCGGACUUGAGCAAGCGACGCCGGACGUCGCUGCAAUCGCUGCCGCUGCUGCUGGCGGCGACCCCCGUUCCCGCAUUUAUCCCCACCAUAUGUCCGUUGGCGCUGCCGCCGCUGGACCUGUCGUCCGACCUGGAGUCAGACGACGACGAUGCCGCCGUCGCUCCGACUGCUGCUUAG
Diutina rugosa is the source of this 1737-nucleotide messenger RNA. It is a transcript of the gene HGT4, whose product is annotated as glucose sensor. Lineage: Eukaryota; Fungi; Ascomycota; Pichiomycetes; Serinales; Debaryomycetaceae. The record is from RefSeq and is a predicted model, not a curated record. The transcript has a single exon. The coding region runs from base 1 to 1737 and encodes 578 amino acids. Gene Ontology annotation, cellular component: membrane. Gene Ontology annotation, biological process: transmembrane transport; carbohydrate transport. Gene Ontology annotation, molecular function: carbohydrate:proton symporter activity.